UAGAUGAGUGGGCGGUAGGGGCGUGGCCAUAACUCAGGCAACCGCAACCUGUCAAUCAUAUACUGUGGCGGGAGCAAAAAACGAGUGUCAGUGAGGAUGCCUAGGCUAUGAUUGCCUUACUUUUCCUGUUACUGGCAUCGUGUGUGCGUUUGGACAAAACCCACAGUAAACGCUUAGAGGGAUCUAACAAAAGCUCACAGAAGUUCAGUGACCGCAAAAUAUGACUGUAUGAGUUGACAUAAUUUUUUUAUUAUUUUUUUAUUACACUUAUUGAGUGGGUUAUUUUUUAUUUAUUUUUUUCGACGCCUGUCACCUAACCAAAGAGACACCUGCCGCUGAAGACGUAGGCUACUCUCUCCUUGUAAUCUCAACCGACAGUUUCUCGUACCAUUUUUCUUCUCAUGUGGAGGAUUUUGUCUCAGAAAGGAAUUAUUCAGUUACUUGUUCGAGUAAAUUCCAACAGACCUGCUCAGGAUGCCUUGGAUGAGCGUCUCUCUGCCAUGGAGUUGCAUUCGGGAAAGCGCGAAGCUCUGUGACUGAACAAACUAGCCGUACUGCGGCACGGCUUCGCAAAAUAAACGCUUUGCUACUGUCUGACCACUUGCUGAGUCGCAGGAAUGUUGUAAAAACCGCUAGUUUUGCGUUGGACUGGGGGACUGAGAGUCGAAGAAGGCGAAGAGACCACAGCAGGUGCACGUGAACGCAGGAAUAUUAUAAUGGCUCUCGCGGCGGUUUCCCUCUACCUUCUCGCGCUUGCCUGGACGAACUUGCGCCCGGUCCACGGGAACAACCGCCACGCCGUAUACUGGAACAGCUCAAACAUCCACUUGCGGAGAGAAGGCUACACCGUACAAGUCAGCGUUAAUGACUACCUGGACAUCUACUGUCCACACUACAACCAGAGCCAGCGAGGGGCGCUAGAGCGCGGCGUGGCCGAGCAGUACGUUCUCUACAUGGUCAGUUACCGAGGCUACCGCACCUGCGACCCACAGAUGGGCUUCAAACGCUGGGAGUGCAACCGGCCGCACGCCCCCCAUGCACCAAUUAAGUUCUCUGAGAAAUUCCAGCGUUACAGCGCCUUCUCACUAGGCUAUGAAUUCAACGUGGGUCAUGAGUACUACUAUAUAUCUACACCAAUCCAUCACCACGGACACAGCUGUUUAAGACUGCGGGUGUUUGUCUGCUGUUCUACAGUCUCUAAUGCAGAUGACGACUCAAACCAGAGUCCACCUGACUACACUGUCAGACCCAAACUGCAUGACAUCGAUGAGUUUAACCCUGAGAUCCCUAAACUGGAGAAGAGCGUCAGCGGUAGCAGUCCGUCUGGAGACCGACUGUUAAUCACUGUGGCGACGCUUCUCCUCGCUGCUCUCCUUGUGUCUUAGCAACCUGACAUUUCUGAGCCAGCAGUUCCGAGCGCUCCGAAAAAAAAGAUCGCCUUUCAUUCAACCUGUGCGGGAGAUUAUCCAGUCAGAUUAACCAAUAGUUGAGCCCUAAACACUGGAGCUAAUUGUAGAUCUACCGCACCCAAAUAGUGGCCUUUGUCUCCACAAUUUUGGACCUUAGGAAUAAGGAUGACGUGCAUCAAUUUCAGAAUUUGCCUUUGUGAUGGAACGUCCACUCUCCUCAAACAUACUCGCGGAGGAAAACGAAUCUGGUUAGACAGUGAGGUCUCUCUACCUCUAGCUACGUCCGUUCUCAUCCCUAAUGAACCUAUCCAGACCGGGGCAAAUCUUGAGAUGGACAUUUUAAGAUUGACAUGAACUCAAAUGGAUAUGACAAGCGUCAUAGUGGUCAGUGGAUCUCAGCUGAGAGACUCGAGGAGCGCUGGAGACCUUUGAUCCCGUCUUAACAUUCUGUCACAACCCAUACCUGUGUGACUGCAAUAUGUGUCAGUCAUUGAUAGUGCUGCAGCAGAGAUCAAUAAAACUCAUUUGCCAGUCACUAAGUUCAGGUGUUAGGCUUAUGAAUCGAUCACAGAAAGGCACGGCUCCUGUUUCUGCUAGUUGCCGAGCUGGAGACUCGUCUGUGAGCUGUAAUGGGAACGCUUUCCAUCUAGUUUCCUAGUUCCACUGCUGAACUUGGAAACUAGAGGCACAUUAUCGGUCAGAGACCAUCACUUUUGUACAGUGUGUGACUGAAAAAGUUUGGUCAUCAUAGCAGCGCACAUAUUGAAAGAGAAUCGAGAUGGAUCGAACUAACGGUAGAUGGAUAGAUAAACUUUUAUUUCCUAUAGUAUGUACGUGUCAUCAUGGAAAGGUACUGGACUGGCCAGCGCCACUGAUUAGCAUAGUGGCCAUUUUUGUAAGAGUGGUCAAGUCGUAAACUGCAAUUCGCUGUUUUAUAUCGAAGAAUUGCGACGCAGAUUUAGUUUUUACCGUAUGAUACAUAUUUAACUGCUCUUUGAGUAUAUUACUUUAUAUACUUAAUUUAUUGAGUUAUUUAUUGAUCAUUUGAUCCUUUUUUUGAAACUUUGUGAGUUUUGUCUGCUUUCUUGAGGGAUCCUUCCUCGUCUUUGCUAAUGCCAAAUUAUUUUGUUUAUUUACUUUUAUUUCUGUUCAUGUGCCAGCAAAUUGAGUCUUAGUUACAGAAUUACAUCUCUAACGCAUCUCAUUCAUUGCACUCAGUUGAAAUAGGUACAUUAUCUCCCUAAGGAGAGUCAUUAUUACAGGACAGUGUGAGAUUGUUGUAGUCUAUAUUGGUGGGUGGGGCUGGGAGGGCGAUUAGGGAGGGGCUUCUUGAAAGGGCGUGGCUUCAGUGCAGUAAUGGAAUGAGCUUAAUGAAUAAAUCAUUCUUCGGAAUGCUGCAGACAAUGUCAAGAGUGAAUGUAUGUAAAUGUGUCUGCGUAUGUGUCUUAUGAGUGUGCACUUUACAGGGGGUUGCGUGAUAGUGUGCGCAUUUUGGCAUUUUCAUAUGCAUUUAGAUACACAUUUGUAGGUUUUAAAUACUCAAGCUUGUGUGAGAGUUUUGGCUGGUGGGAAUGAGACAGGUGAGAACGAAAGCAUUUAUCAUUGUUGACAACAACAGUACCAAUCGUGUUUACCGUAGAAAGAUUACAAACAUGUAAAUGAAUCAUGAAUGACAAUUACCAGAAUGAUACUUAAUUAAUAAACCAUUCUUAUUUUAA
Molecule: messenger RNA, 3127 nt
Organism: Megalobrama amblycephala (Wuchang bream)
Lineage: Eukaryota; Metazoa; Chordata; Actinopteri; Cypriniformes; Xenocyprididae
Gene: efna3a
Product: ephrin-A3a
Exons: 5
Coding region: 717-1385 (222 amino acids)
Biological process (GO): axon guidance; ephrin receptor signaling pathway
Cellular component (GO): plasma membrane
Molecular function (GO): ephrin receptor binding
Source: RefSeq, a predicted model, not a curated record